UCUAACAGAGACACUUUUUUUUAAUAUAUAUAUAAAGUAAUCAGAAAAAUCUGUAGUUAUUGGGAAUCUCAAAAUAUUGAUUGUUUUUGUGUUUAUAUAAUGUUUUAUAAUGUUUCUUACCAGUCUAUGCCAAUAAAAGCAAACAGGUACAUAUGGAACAGCACACACCUAUUACACAAUGCACUAGUAGUAACACUAAAGUAGUAUGGUGUUGUGUGUUGGUGAAGCUGUCUGAUCAUGACUGUAAGAACUGAUGCACAGGACAUCAGACUCUGGAUCAUUACACUGAUCCAGCAAUGUGGCAACUUGGCUGCGAGCUGUUGUAGUAAACACUGUAGUGCAAUGUCGUUAAGCAGAGCAGACCAGGACAUGUCACGUUUAUGGGAGCCAAAUACUUGUGGUUUUCUACUAGUUAGAGAUAAAGACGUCUAUUUUGAUGAGAGGGAAAACAUCUUUCACAAAGCAAGGUGCUUGUUUCACAUUGCACAUAUUUCUUAACACAGCAGAAUAAAACUAUUACAUUUAUAAAGAUAGAAAUGGGCUAAAUGACUGAAAGCCUAAUUCUCCGUGUUACCCUGCUGCAACGCCUGAUAAUCAGCUGCAGACUGAGAGACUUCUAUUUACUCUAAGGAUAGAGCCAUUGUAAAGCAGGGCUGUCAAAUUCAUAUUUUACUAGGGGGCACAGCACUGUUGCCCUUGAAGGGUGGGUUGUAACUGGAAGACUGUAUAGAUGUAACUACUCAAUGGUGUGUUAAUAAAAUGUUUUUGCAGUUAAUUAUUAUUUAUUCAAGUUACAAAUAUUGUACAUCUGUGUACAAUUUUGUUUUGUUUUGUUUUGUUUUAUGUACAGUGUCCUUGGGUGACUUGAAAGGCGCUUUUAAAUAAAAUGUAUUAUUAUUAUUAUUAUUAUUAUAAUAAAAAGUUCAGAACUGCAUGAGUCAGGUUUUGACUAAAGUUGAUGAGGUGAUGCUAGUUGUCCUUGAAUGCACAAAGUAGUUCUAUGCUCAUUGGUCUCUCAUCAUCAUGCAUUGUUCUAGUUGUAAGUUAUGGUCAAUAAACGCUCUGAAGCAACAUAGACUUAAUUAUAAGGGAGUUAAAUGUUUAGUGUGUGUUGUUUUGCAAAACAUACAGUAGAAUAGCAUUAUUUAGAUUAGCAGGGUGUAGCAUGCAUGCAUAUGGUAUAAUGUAGUGUUAUACAGUUAAGUCCAUGCAUAGUACAACAAAGUACAUUUUAUCAUAUAUGUAUAUCAUGACAUGGUGUGUCCCUACACCGUCUCUGUCAGUAAAAUAUUAACUUAUAUAUGGGAAAAUGGCUUUAGGCACAAAGGUCAUCGGGGGUGAAAAAUGCGUUUUUUUGUGAGACGGGGCAUAGGUAUGUUCUCAUGUCUGUGUAUGACAUACCUAGGACUAAGACGACAUAUAAUCUUCUUGGCCCUGAUUAAACCUGGACUGUCCUGUAGUGGGUUCGAUUAAACAGUGUGCUGAAGCAAGAGGAACAGAGCAUCAUGGCUGUGAACAUCCCAGGAGUGAUAGUCAUGGUGAUUUUCUAUCUGCUGAUCCUUGGAACUGGAAUCUGGGCUUCUUUUAAGUCCAGGAGGGAGCAGAAGAAAAGUGGAAGUGGUGAUGUGGAAAUGGCUCUGCUGGGAAACCGUAACCUCAACAUGUUUGUAGGAAUCUUUACUCUGACAGCUACCUGGUACGGAGGAGGAACCAUCGUUGGCACAGCAGAGGGAAUGUACACACCUGAUAUGGGCCUAACCUGGGCUGUCACUUUAAUAGUUUCAUACAGCACCUCUUUUAUACUAUGUGCUUUCCUGUUUUCUGAACCACUGAGAAAAAAGAACUGUGUGACGAUGAUGGACCCUUUCUAUGAAAAGUAUGGAAAAGUGCUGGCGGCCGGACUGUCAAUGAUCUCAGUUAUGCAAGACAUACUGUGGUUGCCAGCCACACUGGUGGGUUUAGGAGGAACCAUGAGUGUGAUCCUGGACUUGUCUUUUACUGUGUGUGUCUGGAUCUCUGCUGCUGUUGUUAUUUUAUACACACUGAUGGGAGGUCUCUACUCUGUGGCCUACACUGAUGUCAUACAGCUAAUUCUUAUAUUUAUAAGUUUGUGGCUCUGUGUUCCCUUUGUGUUGAUGAACCCCAGCACCGUGGACAUUAGCCAGACACUGAAGAACAACACCUUACACUUUCCCUGGAUUGGUGAACCAGAAGCGAAAAAGGCUGGGAUCAUUAUUGAUGAAAUUUUAUUCUUGUCACUGGGGAGUUUGGGAUAUCAGUGCCUCCAUCAGAGGAACCUGGCAGCAACUUCUUCAUCAACCGCAAAGCGCACAGCUAUUGUUGCUGCUUUUGUCUACCCCAUGUUUGUCAUUCCUCCUGUCCUGCUUGGAGCAGCUGCUGCAUCUACAGACUGGAACCUGACCUCAUACGGUUCUCCAUCUCCAUAUGAUCGCGGUGAAGCAACUCUGAUCCUGCCAAUCACCCUACAGCACCUCACACCACCCUUCGUCUCUAUUAUUGGUAUAGCAUCUGUAGCUGCUGCUGUGAUGUCAUCAGCUGACUCUGCUUUGAUAUCUGUUGCUUCUGUCUUCAGCACCAACAUAUACAAGACUGUCUUGAGGCCACAGGCAUCACAGAGAGAGAUUCUGAUGGUGAUCCGUGUCGUCAUUUUGGUAGCGGGUGUGAUUGGCACAUCACUAACCAGUGCAAGCUCCAGUGCCCUAGUUUUUUGGUUUCUGACUUCUGAAGUGGCCUAUACUGUAAUGUUCCCUCAGCUACUCUGUGUCGUGUUCUUCCAAAUUUCCAACGGUUAUGGAGCUAUCAUGGGCUGUGUGGUGGGACUGUUACUAAGAGUUCUCAGUGGAAUAGAAUUAAUUGGACUGCCAGUUGUCCUAUGUUUCCCAGGAUGUGUCCUUGAGGAUGGAGUUUAUGUCCAGUACGCUCCAGUGAAGACCAUCUCUAUGGUGUCUGCUGUUGCUGCCAUAUUGUUGUUCUCCUAUCUGACAUCUGUGCUCUUCAACAAAGGUCUGCUUCCUGAGAAGUGUGACAUGUUUAAGGUGAAAGUUCAGCUCUCACCACAACAACUGAGUCCAGCACAUGGUGCUGAUGAGAAUGAGACUGGGCAAUUUCAAAAUACAUGUUUUGAUACAAAAUUUUGAAUAACAGAGGAACUAUGAAUUAAAAUCCCAUUUAUAAAUGUUGGACACAUUUGAUAUCUUUUUUUCACAAUUUCCAGAACAA
Molecule: messenger RNA, 3240 nt
Organism: Cynoglossus semilaevis (tongue sole)
Lineage: Eukaryota; Metazoa; Chordata; Actinopteri; Pleuronectiformes; Cynoglossidae
Product: high-affinity choline transporter 1-like
Exons: 9
Coding region: 1506-3158 (550 amino acids)
Biological process (GO): choline transport; transmembrane transport; acetylcholine biosynthetic process
Cellular component (GO): plasma membrane
Molecular function (GO): choline:sodium symporter activity
Source: RefSeq, a predicted model, not a curated record